AUGAACGCGUUGAUUCCUCCGGUGCGGGCCCCAGCAGCACAACGCCCGGUCCAGAGCCCGCGCGUCAACACCAUUUUCGGACGAGCUUCUGGAGCGGAGAGUCCUCCGAUGGGCCGCGCCGCGGACACGCUCCUUGUUGAGACCCAGACACUCCUGAGGCCCGAUAGCCCCGUUGCUCUGGUCGUGCUCCUAGUGUCUCACGGCCUACAGUACGCCCCGAUCGUGCCCCUCAUCCGAGCCGUGUUCGCAACGUCAGCGGCAGCCAUCACAGCGCCGAGCGCGCCCGAACUGCACAGCCGCCGCAAAGCUCAUCAGAUCUCGUUCGCCAAACCACUUAUCGUAGAACACUGGUUCGUUAGGUUGUGA
This is a messenger RNA of Knipowitschia caucasica, 366 nucleotides long. The record is from the annotation of a GenBank genome assembly. NCBI's taxonomy places the organism in Eukaryota, Metazoa, Chordata, Actinopteri, Gobiiformes, Gobiidae.